AUGGCAGCUCUACAGCGUAUUGUGGAGUUGAAUCGGCGUCGUAGCGACGUUGUAUACGUCAAUGCCUACAUCCGAACCACAUUCAGCCCAUUAGACAUCCUUUCGGAUGAGGCAAUCAUCCGGAAGUACCGUUUAACAAGGGCCAAAAUUGAAGAGCUGGAGCUAUUCACCCAGCGAGACCUGGUGAGGGCCACCAGGCGCAACUUCGCCUUGUCGCCUAGGGUGCAACUGCUGGCGGCACUGCGCUUUUACGCCACUGGCAGUUUCAUGGAGGUAUUGGGCCUUGGCUUGAGUAAGUCCUCAGUCAGCAGGGCUGUGACAGCUGUCACACAGGCCCUGUUGGAUCUCCCUGACAGGAUGACCUUCCCCACUACACCAGAGGGUGGGUUUUAUGCCAUUGCUGGCAUCCCACGGGUGAUCGGCGCCAUAGAUGGGACCCUCAUCCGCAUCAGGGGCCCAAGCGAGAAUGAGCCGGGUUAUAUCUGCCGCAAGGGCUAUCCAGCCCUCAACGUCCAGGUGGUGUGUGACCCCCGCGGAGUCUUCCUGGACAUCGUGGCGAAGUGGCCAGGGAGCAUGCACGACUCCUUUGUGUGGGCCAACUCCGCACUCUGCCAGGAGCCCAACAGCGAGGCAGAGGCGCGCUACAACCAGGCCCAUGGCCAGACCCGCGUUGUUGUGGAGAGGGCCCUGGGCAUGUGGAAGCAGCGCUUCAGAUGUGUGAGCAACUCUGCUGGUGGCCUGAAGCUCCAUCCUGCCAAGGCGUGCUGUGUAGUUGUGGUGACAGCGCUUCUGCACAACAUGGCCCUCCAAGAUGGCAUCCCACUGCCUGCUGAUGAGGAGCUGCUGGUGGAGGAGGUGGAAGAGAUUGCCUCUCAGCCAGUUUACUGA
Alosa sapidissima (American shad) is the source of this 888-nucleotide messenger RNA. RefSeq names its product putative nuclease HARBI1. Bases 1 to 888 code for a protein of 295 amino acids. Lineage: Eukaryota; Metazoa; Chordata; Actinopteri; Clupeiformes; Clupeidae. The record is from RefSeq and is a predicted model, not a curated record. The transcript is spliced from 3 exons.